Cylindrotheca closterium is the source of this 951-nucleotide messenger RNA. The record is from the annotation of a GenBank genome assembly. NCBI's taxonomy places the organism in Eukaryota, Bacillariophyta, Bacillariophyceae, Bacillariales, Bacillariaceae.
AUGGGCCCGAAAGUAAAUGACGAAUUUGCUGAGUGGUUGAACAUGAGAUAUGGUUCAAUCCAGGCAUGUACAAUCGUCAGAGGAAAGAUACACAGAUAUCUUGGAAUGACUUUGGAUUUCUCGGUGAAAGGAAAACUCAAAAUCUGCAUGGACGACUAUGUCAAGAACAUGUUGGAAGAUUUUCCUAUCAAGUUCAACAAGGAUUCAAAGCAGGAAACACCAGCUGGUAACGAUUUACUGGAAGCUGGUAAAGGGAAGUUACUCAGUGCUGAGUACCGUCAAAUCUUUCAUACUACUGUUGCAAGGGGACUUUAUGUCUCUAAGAGAGCUCAUUUGGAUAUCCAUUCAACGAUUACUAUUCUUGCCUUGAGAGUUCAAGAGCCUACAGAGUCUGACUGGAAGAAGUGUGUUUGCAUGAUACGAUACUUGUUUUGUACAUUGUUGUAUCACCUGACACUUUCUACAGAAUCACUACAAGUCAUUAAAUGGAUGAUUGACGCAUCAUUUGCGGUGCAUCCAGAUUUGAAAAGCCAUACUGCUGGCGGCACUCUGUCCUUUGGACGAGGUGCAGCUCAAGUGAUGUCAAAGAAGCCAAAACUAAACAGCAGAAGCAGUACAGAAGCGGAAAUGAUUGCUGUUGACAAUGUUGCCAUGAUGAUACUAAGGAAAAAGUUGUUCAUGAAGUGGCAAGGGUAUCCGGUCGAGAAAAAUAUCUUGUAUCAGGAUAACACAAGCGCAAUUCUACUGGAAGAGAAUGGUCGCAAGAGCACGGGCAAACGAAGCCGAGCUAUCAAUAUUCAAUAUUUCUUUAUCACAGAUCAAGUUGAGAAAGGAAAUGCUAAGAUCAAAUACUGUCCAACUGACGAUAUGAUUGCGGAUUUCAUGACUAAGCCAUUGCAAGGUGAGAAGUUUCGCAAGUUCAGGGAUCUGAUUCUUGGUCCACAGGACUAG